Messenger RNA from Heterobasidion irregulare TC 32-1, 665 nucleotides. RefSeq lists its product as uncharacterized. Gene Ontology annotation, molecular function: mRNA 5'-UTR binding; structural constituent of ribosome; small ribosomal subunit rRNA binding. Gene Ontology annotation, biological process: translation; maturation of SSU-rRNA from tricistronic rRNA transcript (SSU-rRNA, 5.8S rRNA, LSU-rRNA); ribosomal small subunit assembly. Bases 53 to 508 code for a protein of 151 amino acids. NCBI's taxonomy places the organism in Eukaryota, Fungi, Basidiomycota, Agaricomycetes, Russulales, Bondarzewiaceae. The record is from RefSeq and is a predicted model, not a curated record. The transcript has 4 exons. Gene Ontology annotation, cellular component: cytosolic small ribosomal subunit; ribosome.
AUCAUCUUCAAGCACAACAAGUUCCAUCCACCUAGACCUCAAGUCUGCAAAAAUGCCCCCCAAGAAAGUUAAGGCACCCAAGGAGGAGACGACCGUUUCUCUUGGCCCCCAGGUCGCGGAUGGCGAGCUUGUCUUUGGCGUGGCACACAUCUACGCGUCGUUCAACGACACCUUUGUUCACGUCACCGAUCUUUCUGGCAAGGAGACCAUCUCCCGCGUCACCGGUGGUAUGAAGGUCAAGGCCGAUCGUGACGAGUCUUCACCGUACGCUGCCAUGUUGGCCGCGCAGGACGUUGCUACCCGUUGCCGUGAGGUUGGCAUCACUGCCCUCCACAUCAAGCUUCGUGCUACUGGUGGCACUGGCACCAAGACCCCUGGCCCUGGCGCCCAGAGUGCUCUUCGCGCUCUUGCCCGCUCUGGCAUGCGUAUUGGCAGAAUCGAGGACGUCACCCCCGUCCCGACCGACUCCACCCGUCGCAAGGGUGGUCGCCGUGGUCGUCGCCUGUGAACGAGUUUUCUCCACACAAACACGGGAGAAACCAAAAUUGUCUGGUGGAUUGUACUGUACUUUGUUUGAUGAUCAAUAUGUCGCCGCUCGACGCGCAACAAGCUUCGGCUUGUCCCGUGGUCAUGCACUGUUUUGAAUUCACAUUGUCGUGCAUCCU